Messenger RNA from Saccostrea echinata, 1157 nucleotides. RefSeq lists its product as uncharacterized. Bases 90 to 1157 code for a protein of 355 amino acids. Gene Ontology annotation, molecular function: serine-type endopeptidase inhibitor activity. The record is from RefSeq and is a predicted model, not a curated record. NCBI's taxonomy places the organism in Eukaryota, Metazoa, Mollusca, Bivalvia, Ostreida, Ostreidae. The transcript has 6 exons.
AGUAGUGAAUUCCUCUUUCAAGUUGUUGGACUUUUCUACUCACUUUAAUACAUUCACAAUUUUGAGGAAACAGAGAAAAUUCGGACUUUAUGGAUAAAUUUGUAUUUUCGUGGAUGUGUAUAUUGUUGAUUUCAGGCGGAUGUGAUGGAUUUUUACUGUGUUCUCUGACAUCAUACAUCCCAGUGUUUUGUUCACUACAAUGUAGCAAUGGAUAUGCCAAAGACAGUAAUGGAUGUACUAUAUGUAAAUGUGCAACGCCCACCCAAGAUUCUGCUGCAAUAGCUCAAUCCCAAAAUUCCCAUGCUAAUCCCCAAAGUAUUUCCGGUUCUCACGCCAAUCCUCAAAGUAUUUCCGGUUACACACAUCCGUGUUUACCUCACCAACAGUUCUGUCCGCUGAAUUGCCCGGAAGGAUUCAUGACCGGAAAUGGAGGCUGCCAAUUCUGUAUCUGUUACCAAAGCAACAUUACUGAUUUAGCAACAACACAAACACCUGUCACUACGACCAUUAGUAAAAUUAAAGUUCACAUGAGUAACCCCUGUAUCCGAAAUCAGACCAUUUGUGACAAGUACUGCGCGGAAGGAUAUCUCCUGGGACCGGACGACUGCCAGUAUUGUCUGUGUAGGAAUCUUAUCCCAGGAAUCGUAUACACUAAAGCGCCCUCUACAACACCGUCCUCAGAAACGACAACUCUUGCUUACUACUUACCUAAUCCUUGUCAAUCAGGGCAACACGUGUGUACUGCCUAUUGUCAAUAUGGCUACAUCCUGGGCCCGGGGAACUGUCAAUACUGCAUGUGUGGCGCCAAAACCACUCCCGUCACAAAUGCUAUCCCAGGUGUAAAACCAGCAGGAAGUGAUUUAGCUCCAUCUACAACCUCAUUUCCUUCCGGUCACAUGGACAACGAAUGUGCCAUUGCGUUUACAAUAUGCCAAAUAAAAUGUAAACAUGGAUUUUUGGCAGAUACUGUGGACUGCAGACGUUGUGUGUGCAAGGAUGCCAUAUACAAAGCCGCCGGUAUCAACGAGGCGGAUGAGCCGGACAUAAAGCUACUAAACCCAUGUGUUCAAGGACUGGACGUAUGUAACGUAUUCUGCUACCAUGGUUACUUACGCGGACCACGUGACUGUCAGUACUGCGCAUGUCAGUUUGUGUGA